Colletotrichum graminicola M1.001 is the source of this 825-nucleotide messenger RNA. RefSeq names its product dephospho-CoA kinase. Bases 1 to 825 code for a protein of 274 amino acids. Gene Ontology annotation, molecular function: dephospho-CoA kinase activity; ATP binding. The record is from RefSeq and is a predicted model, not a curated record. Gene Ontology annotation, biological process: coenzyme A biosynthetic process. Lineage: Eukaryota; Fungi; Ascomycota; Sordariomycetes; Glomerellales; Glomerellaceae. The transcript has a single exon.
AUGCUCUUUAUCGGACUAACAGGCUCCAUCGCAACGGGCAAGUCCACCGUUUCUUCAAUCCUCUCCAACCCGCCUUACUCCAUCCCCCUCAUCGACGCCGAUGUCCUCGCCAGGAAAGUUGUCGAGCCGGGUACAAAGGGUUAUGCUGCCAUCGUGAAGCACUUCCUCCCCACCACCCCGGACCUACUCGUCCCGGUCUCCGACGACAUGCCCGAGGCCGGGCCCCAUGGCAAGGGACGACCCCUCAACCGGCCUGCUCUCGGAAAGCGUGUCUUUGGCGACACCGAGGACCUCAAGCGUGACCGCGCCGUUCUCAACGGCAUCGUCCACCCGGCCGUCCGUGUCGAGAUGUACAAAGCCAUUUUUCGCGCCUACAUCACCGGCCACUGGGCUGUUCUGCUCGACGUCCCCUUGCUGUUCGAGAGCGGGCUCGAUCGCCUCUGCGGGACUGUAUUCGUCGUCGCCGUCAAGGACCCCGAGGUGCAGAUGCAGCGCCUCAUGGCACGCGACCCUCACCUCAGCCGCGAGGACGCUGAGAACCGUGUGCGAAGCCAGACGGACGUGAGGCUCAAGGCGAGAAGAUGCGAGGCCCGCGGCCCUGGCAGGGGUAUCGUGCUCUGGAAUGACGGCUCCAAGGAGGACCUAAAGAGGGACAUUGGUGAGGCCAUCCGCCACGUACAGGCGUCGAGUCCCGUUUGGUGGAGCUGGCUGCUCCUCGCAUGUCCGCCAGCAGCGGUGGCCGUUGGAGCAUGGCAGUUCUGGCAGAACAUUCACAUCAACAAGGCGUGGGCGGAGCAAGAGAGGAUUGAGAAGGCCAAGCUGUAG